AUGGAAUCGUGUUCUGCGCCUGAAGCAUUGUCCAAAUCAGGCUUUGACUUUCUGGACGCGACUUCUGGUGCUUCUGAUUCUAAAGGGCGUGCCUCGGUGCACUCGAAGCCGUAUGACCGUGAAUUGUUUGCCUCCCCAAUCAAUAUUAUAGCAAGCGACCACACGCAUUCCGGUCAUAAUCGCGCCAAUUCACAAGUAAUAGCAUCUCCAAGGGCAAUAACUGCUUCGCCAAGGAAAUCUACAACCGGAUAUUCCAUGUCUUCUCCCAGGUUCUCUGCACCCACUUCACCUGGCCCAAUAGCCGCUUCUCCACACACUGGACUUUCACCUCCUCAACUCCCCCGCAACGAAAACAUUUUCCUCACUCCGCUUCAAGGAUCACAGUUUGUAGACUGCCCUGUCCCUAAUGAGGGUAAUUUUGGAGGCCCUAUCUCGAACGGUCACGCGAACCGUGGUUCGGCCCCAGGAGCCCCGCAGUUUCGAGCUUCUCCCGUUGGAUCUCCGAGUCAGCCGCCAAUGCGCAGUCCAGAUAGGAAAGAAAGCCGUUCGAAUUGGUAUACACCCACAACUCCCCGUUCUGGUCCUAAAGGUGGUGCAAAUAAUUCGAAUAGCCUUCCUCUGGCUCCUCCUAACUUCGACGCCGAGCGCCUUUCAAACGCUGCCAGUCCCAUUGGGGGACAGCAGCCAGCUGGUCAUAAGAAAAACUGUGCAAAGUGUGGCGGUCCUAUUUCUGGCCAAUUUGUCCGCGCUCUGGGGACCGCCUUCCACCUUGACUGCUUUACUUGCGGUGAUUGUGGUGAACAUUGCGCAGCAAAAUUCUUCCCACUGGAUAUUGAACCUAUAUCGGUUGAUAAGCCGCUGCAAAUUCCGCUGUGUGAACGGUGCUAUUUUAAGCGGCUUGAUUUACUCUGUUAUCGCUGUGGAGAUGCUUUACGCGGGUCGUACAUCACAGCUUUAGAUCGCAAGUACCACGUUGAACAUUUCACGUGCUCUCUCUGUUCAACGAUAUUUGGACCCGAAGAUAGUUAUUACGAACACGACAAUGACGUCUACUGUCACUACCACUAUUCCACAUUGCACGCUGCGCGUUGCGAGGGCUGCCGGGCGGCCAUUCUGAAGCAGUUUGUUGAAACUUAUCGAGGCGGCCGUGAGCAGCAAUGGCACCCUGAAUGCUAUAUGAUUUUCAAGUUUUGGAAUGUCAAACUUGCUGGAACAGGGAUCAUGCAGGGAUGUGACGAGAAAAUGAGUGGCAAGUCGGGCGACGUUCCCUCGAAUACUCGGUUAGAGAUCGCAAGCCGUGAACGUGAUAUCGAUAAACUUGUCACGCUCAUUUGGAGCACUCUCUGUGGAUAUGAAGAGCUUUCUGCUGGUCAUGUAUCCAACAUGGUUCAGUUCGCCGUGCAAAAGUCCUGCCGAAGCGCUUUAGAAGCCACAAAACAGCUGGUGGAACGUGUACAGAUUCUUUUUGAUGCCCUCGACACUCUUCCCCCUGAACCUCGCGAGGAUAAACGUUUGUCCAAAGAACCUAAGACACUGUGUCGUAAAAUUGUUUCCUACAUGUCUACGUUGUCGAAAAUACGCCAAGAGCGCUCAGAUGCUAUGUCUGACGAUCUUCUGAAUGUGGCUACAUCUAUAGCGCACUAUCUCAAGGUGCUGAUUAGGUUUGGCCUGGCUGCCUCCUUAGCCCACAACCGUGAGGAUACUUCCCGGCCGGUUCUUGAAAUGUUUCUAUCGGCUAUGGCGGUUAAACAGCCCAAGGUUAAGUAUCCUGUUACAGCAUUGACAUCGGACCGAUGCGCUCAUUGUGAUAAUAGCGUUGAGGACGGCUGUUUACGAUAUUCCGACAAACUGUGGCAUUUCGAGUGCUUGAAAUGCAGCAUAUGCGAUCGCGAACUGGCUAAUUCACUUGAUGAAGCUAAGUAUACACCGGCGGAUACUGUUGUAUGCACUACCUGCAAACCAGACCAGACUCAACCUGCAGAAUUCUCCCGCGUGAGUCGGCUUGGGCAGUACAUGUUUUUGCUGAAUAUUGCCCUGGCUCGUCUCGAGCUUGUUUUGGGUCAGUAUGAUGCAAGAGACACCUCGCAGACUGCGUCGCUAUCUACACCGGUGCUGCCUCAGCCUGGCUCGUCAUCGUUGUCCUCGGCGUUAAUUCAUCCACGCUCAUCAUCUGGAGAAGAUGUGACUACACUCAAAAACGUUAUUGACAAGGCAAGCGCUGAGAGCUCUCAUUCUAGAUCUACAAAGCCUGCUGGUAAACAGCCUGGCAGUAACCAGGAGCGUGUUCCUGCUCUUGAGCGUACUUCGCGACUCUUGCAAAGCAAAGUUUCGCUCACUUUGGAUGAUAUUCGUCGCAUUGUUGCCGCUGAACAAGCGCGUGAACAAAUGCCUAAUUCGUAUCGUCAUCGCACUGGUGCUGAAAUGACAGCUAACGAGUGGUUACGUACACCCCAGGACCGCAAGAAUGCGCAGUCCGAGACUGCUUACUUUGGAAAUCUCAGUCUGGAUGAUUACACUCUUGUGCAGCAUAUUGCUGCUGUACGAUUACUUGUCGAGUAUCCCAACAUUCAGUUUGGAGAGCUCGCGGAGCUCAUAGGCCGCAAAAACUCUUCGUUCUGGAGUAAAAUGGGCAAGGCAUUUGGAGCCUCCAAGAAGAAGAGCUCUAGUGGGGUGUUUGGUGCACCACUUGAAGCGCUGCUUGAACGCAAUGGUGCGGACUCCACGCUUGGAGUUGGGGACUAUAAACUUCGCAUUCCGUCGUUUGUGGAUGAUUGUGUGACCGCCAUGCGGCAAAAAGAUAUGAGUGUUGAGGGUGUUUUCCGAAAGAAUGGUAAUAUUCGGCGCAUACGAGAGUUCGUGGAGGCGGUAGACAAAAACCCGGACUUCACGUCUACCUUGGCAGAUGAGCAGCCCAUUCAACUGGCGGCAUUGCUCAAGAAGUUUUUGCGCGAGCUCCCGGAGCCGCUAAUGGGUUCUAAGCUCACUAAACUGUGGGUCCAGGUGAACUCACUAGAGCAAGAGCGGCAAGUUCCCUUUUUGCGGCUCGUUGUGUGCUUGCUCAACAAGAGCCAGCGCGACUUGCUCGAAGUUCUUAUGUAUUUUCUGAAUUGGGCUGCGUCAUUUGCUCAUCUCGAUGAGGAAGCCGGCUCGAAAAUGGAUGCCCAGAACAUGGCCACCGUCAUAACCCCGAACAUUAUGCUCGCCAAAGACGAGGAUGGCAGCGACAUUCAUUUCCAGGCAAUUGCUGCGGUUUCUAUAUUAAUUGAACAGCAUAUGAUCGUGGCUGAAAUCCCCCCCGAAGUCGACCGUCUGCUUGCUCAGGUCAAGGAAAAGCGUAAGGACAAAAUGUCGACCAGAGAGCUCACAGAGCUCAUUCGUGAAGUUGCCGGUGGUGAUCAGCUCCACAGUGCGCUCGAAACUCCUAAAUCGUCGUCCGCAACGCGAAGCACCGAUAUCUAA
Messenger RNA from Wickerhamiella sorbophila, 3459 nucleotides. RefSeq names its product Rho-type GTPase-activating protein 1. Gene Ontology annotation, biological process: signal transduction; actin cytoskeleton organization. The transcript has a single exon. Gene Ontology annotation, cellular component: cytoplasm. Bases 1 to 3459 code for a protein of 1152 amino acids. The record is from RefSeq and is a predicted model, not a curated record. Lineage: Eukaryota; Fungi; Ascomycota; Dipodascomycetes; Dipodascales; Trichomonascaceae.